Messenger RNA from Lacerta agilis (Sand lizard), 730 nucleotides. It is a transcript of the gene TSGA13, whose product is annotated as testis specific 13. Bases 48 to 707 code for a protein of 219 amino acids. The record is from RefSeq and is a predicted model, not a curated record. Lineage: Eukaryota; Metazoa; Chordata; Lepidosauria; Squamata; Lacertidae. The transcript is spliced from 6 exons.
GCCUACUACUACCGACACCCCUGCGAGUUCGAGACAAUUAUCCCGACAUGUGCAGUCAGUUCCAGCUGAAGCAUGAAGCCACCUACUCACAACAUCCUAACUUGGUCCAGUACUUUCUUCCAUUCACUGAUGCUGAGUUUCAGGAGCGGCUGGAACAACACAAGGGAGAGAUCGCCAUCAUGCUAAGGUCGUCGGAGUUCAAUCAAGACAAAACUGCCUUGAUUGUGACUAACAACCCGCUUCCUCUCUUCAUAUCCGGACAACAGCUUUCAACACCUUUCCAGUUUUUCCCUGAAGACAUAAGGAGGAAAAGCCAACCUGAUUCGGACCACUUACCCCCAGUGCAAGCCCAAAAGAGCCAACUGAGUCCCAGCAUCAGGAAGCUGAGGAAACCUGCAGAAUUCAGGUUCUCCAGAGAUCAGGAUUUCACCAGCGAAGCCCAUUUCUCAAAGAAUUACGCGGAGAGGCGCUUGCUGAGAAUGUACCCCCACCUCCGUAAGCACAUGAGGCUUGGUACAAACGAAAUGGAACCGCUCCCCAGUAUCCAAGGCUGGUCCCCAAAAGUAACGCAUUGGGAGCCUCUGACCAUCUCGUGCUUGACGGAGACAAGGCGCACGAUUAAUGUACCAGGAGAAGAUGGCUUCAGGUAUGGGAGAGCCCCACUCUGGAUCGUCGACAGCUCAGUUGUACCUAAAUAUGCCAAAUAAAAGCCUUCUGCUGACUCUGCAAA